AUGUCACUAUCCCAGGACACCGUUCGGAGCGCACCAGCCUAUCCCUUCGUCCGGUUCUUCAUUUGCUUCGUUCCACAAGUCGUGUCAGAGAUUCCAUACGGAAAACUUUCGUAUGCUAUACCAUACUCCCGAAUUCUGGCCACUGCAACGAAGCAACCUUCCCCGUUCCUGAUAUCCAUCCCAGAAGCAAAAUUGGCGGACUUCAAAACCUUGUUAAAAUUAUCCAAGGUCACGCCCCAGACAUAUGAGAGCUUGCAGGAAGAUAGACGGUUUGGCGUCGACCACAAAUGGGUCACGGAAACUAAGAAGUAUUGGGAGGAGACAUUUGAUUACUUCCUGGAAUUUCUUCCUAUCUUGUCACUUUUGAAGGGGAAAUACACUCCGCAAGAUCUCCCAUACCACAUUAUAGUCCCCCCCCCCCGGGCUACGGCUUAUCCUCUCCCUCCACUUGAUCGGGACAAUAGCAUGGACGGUGUAGCUGAAAUCGUGAACCAACUGAUGUUAGCCCUCGGCUUUGGCUCUAGAUAUAUCACUCAAGGAGGACAUAUUGGAAGUCGGGUAGCGAAGAUUGUAGCCUGGAAAUAUGAAUUGUGCAAAGCGGUACAUGUCAACUACUUCCCCGUGCUCUCUCCUCCAGAAGGACUGCCAGUCUCCUCCUUGAAUGCCAAAGAGCAGGAUGGGUUAAAGUGGGGUGAGGAUUUUGUCAAGAUGGAACCAGAUUAUUCCCUAGAACGUGCUGCUAGACCAAGUCCUUUCUUGGCGUGGUCAGAUGAGGAUCCAGAAUUCGAGAAGGUUUUGGAAAGUGUGACCUUCUGCUGGCUCACGGAAACCUUUCCUACCUCAGUUUAUCCUUACCGCGGGGUUAGGCAUCUUCCUUUCUUGAACACUGGGCCUUUAUUUUUCGCUGACGAGGGCAGAAGAAUAAGAUACCUUCCUAAUUUCGAUAUGCCACGUUUCCUCGAGAAACCUCUUGGGCACUCCUACUUCCCGAAAGGGAUUACACCGACUGCAAAGAGUUGGGUAAAGACACAGGCAAAUAAUGUAUUUUAUAGAGAGCAUGAGAAGGUGAGGGGCCAUUUUCCAGCUUUGGAACAACCGAGAUUGUUGAUGGGAGACAUAGAAGAGUACGAAGAUCACGGCAUAAAGUGA
Messenger RNA from Hyaloscypha bicolor E, 1149 nucleotides. Its product is annotated as alpha/beta-hydrolase. NCBI's taxonomy places the organism in Eukaryota, Fungi, Ascomycota, Leotiomycetes, Helotiales, Hyaloscyphaceae. The transcript has 7 exons. The record is from RefSeq and is a predicted model, not a curated record. Gene Ontology annotation, biological process: epoxide metabolic process. The coding region runs from base 1 to 1149 and encodes 382 amino acids. Gene Ontology annotation, molecular function: epoxide hydrolase activity.